CUAGAGAAAAUGAAUGUGCACAUAUUGCCCACAGAAAUGAGAAUAUCCAUCUGUUCCAGGCUUGGAGCAGAUUGGCUGACUUGUAUCUAGCAGGUAUAUGCAAAGUAAUUUCCAGUACACAAACUGAUAUGCACUUAUUUCAUGGCUCUUUUAUAAACCUUUUCAAACAAUUAAAAAAAUGUGUUCUGUAAAUUCUAUCCACCUUGACUGAACAGCAUAUAGACUAGUACCCUCACAGCAAGAGGUUGGCCAGCAUAUGUUAAUAAAUGUCCCUAUACUAACAUCAACAGGUCAUUUUAGUAGGGGAUUUAAAAUAGUGUACUAAAUAUGUCAGCCUUAUCUGACUAUCUACUAUACCACAGAUGACUACAAAAUAACAAGUUGGUUCUAGAGCAUGGAGAUUCUAUAUGCUGCUUAGCUAUUUUGCUUUUUUUUAUAAGAAAGGGGUUCCCUCUUAAAACACCAGAGCAGCAAGAUGUACGCUGGGUUUAAAAUUCACAACUUUUGCAGAAAACUUCAUUGAAAUCUUGAUAAUUUAAUUCUGGUCAGUUAUAAGGCUAAUUAGUGCACUAUUGUUAAACAAAGACACAAAAAGCCAUACACUUUAAUGGUUGACAUGAACCAAUGACAAAAUGUAAAUUAUCAUCUCUCCGUAUCAUUUCCAACACAAACUGAAAAUAUGUGUCCACCACAAUGUAUGGUAUAUGUUUAUUGCCAUUCCUUCUGAAAGGCACCUACAUGCACAUAUGCAGUAUAAAGCGCCAAAAAGCACAGAUGUGAAUGCUCUGUGUUUUGAGGUAACCUGCAUUGGCCAUAAAAAGUACAGAUAUAUUUUAAUGUGCACUAAGGUUCAUUAUGGUCACAUUCAAAGUAAAUGUGCUGCUUUUAAUACAACCUGUAUAAGCAAGAAACAAAAAAAAAAACUGUGACGUGAACUUUAGGAAACAAGGAUUAUAUCUUUUGUAAGUUUUAAAUAAAUAAAUAAAAUAAAAACUCUGGAUUGGCAAGUUAGAACUUGGCAAAGUCUAUCAUGAAAAGGGAUCAUUCAUUUUCUGUGCAUAUUUAUAAGAAGUUUUCUCAUCAGCUGGUUCAAAGCAACCAAUCAACCUCCAAUUGUCACUUUCCUAGUGCAAAACAGAACAUUACCGGGGACAUGAUUAGUUGCAAUAGGAGGCACUUCAACUCUUCAAUUCCUCUAGAUUUUAGAGGCUGUUACUCAAGUUAUGACCAUUGUAAUUCCAAUGUGAUGGAAUUUUUUUCCUAUAAAGGGAGCAGAUCAAACUCUGAACUGGAACUAGAAAAAAGAAGGGAUUUUACCAAUCAUAUUUAAAAGUUCCUUAGGGCCAAAAUGAAGUCAAGCGAGAGCCGUCAUGAGGCGAUGACAGCACCCCAAACAACAAUUGUCGCACCUGCUUUACGGGAGAACACCACAGAGGCUGUAGCUCCAAGCGAUGGGAAAGAUAAUCACUUUUCAAAGAUCAAAGAGAAGUUCAUGAACGAGCUGAAUAAAAUUCCAUUGCCACCAUGGGCCUUAAUUGCAAUAGCCAUAGUUGCCGUUCUCUUGAUUCUUACCUGCUGUUUCUGCGUGUGCAAAAAAUGUUUAUUCAAAAAGAAGAACAAGAAGAAGGGCAAGGAAAAGGGUGGAAAGAAUGCCAUCAACAUGAAAGAUGUUAAAGAUGUAGGCAAGAAUAUGAAAGACCAGGCUUUGAAGGAUGAUGAUGAUGAUGACGAUGAUGAUGCUGAGACAGGUUUAACUGAUGGAGAAGACAAGGAAAAACCAAAAGAAGACGAAAAGCUUGGAAAGCUUCAGUAUUCAUUGGACUAUGACUUCCAGAAUAACCAGCUGAUGGUUGGAAUAAUUCAAGCUGCUGAGCUGCCCGCUUUAGAUAUGGGGGGUACAUCUGAUCCUUAUGUGAAGUUGUUUCUUCUGCCAGAUAAAAAGAAGAAAUUUGAAACUAAGGUUCACAGGAAGACUCUCAACCCUGUUUUCAAUGAACAGUUCACCUUUAAGGUGCCCUACGCUGAGCUGGGAGGCAAGACGUUGGUGCUGACUGUUUAUGACUUUGAUCGAUUCUCUAAACAUGACCAAAUUGGAGAGGUGAAGGUCCCUAUGAACACUGUAGAUUUUGGCCAUGUGACUGAAGAGUGGCGGGAUCUUCUCAGUGCUGAAAAAGAGGAGCAAGAGAAACUUGGGGACAUCUGUUUCUCUCUCCGCUAUGUACCCACGGCUGGCAAGCUCACAGUUGUUAUUCUGGAAGCAAAGAACCUUAAGAAGAUGGAUGUUGGUGGUUUAUCUGAUCCCUAUGUGAAAAUUCAUCUCAUGCAGAAUGGCAAGAGACUGAAGAAAAAGAAGACAACUAUUAAGAAGAAUACUCUUAAUCCCUACUACAAUGAGUCUUUCAGCUUUGAAGUACCAUUUGAGCAAAUUCAGAAAGUGCAGGUUGUUGUGACAGUUUUGGACUAUGACAAGAUUGGAAAAAACGAUGCUAUUGGAAAGGUGUUUGUAGGAUAUAACUGCACUGGAGCGGAACUUCGGCAUUGGUCAGACAUGUUGGCCAACCCACGAAGACCCAUUGCACAGUGGCACACUUUACAACCUGAGGAGGAAGUAGAUGUAAUGCUUGGAGUGAAGAAAUAGAAACAAAUUCUAUCUGCUGUUGCCCACAUAGUGCUCUUUAGCCAGUAUAUGUAAAUACCUCAGUAGUAUGGGUCCUUUCAUGUCUUUCCAUGCAUACCUUAUUCAGGUCAUUUGUACUUAAUUCAUUUUAUUUGCACAGAUUUAAAUGUACUUCUCCAAAAGAAUCCCAGUUGUGCGCCACAAAACUGCCCUCUUACUCUUCUUCUAAGCAAUAUGAUGUGUAGAUAGAGCAUGAAUCAAUUUGUUGUUAACACAUUCCUGUAUAUAACAGUAUGCCAACAUUGAUUUCUAGUCCGUGUAUUUGUAUGUUGUAAGCGUUUCUUAUUAUGUGUAUACUUCAAUGUUUUUAAUAAGAUGUUCUAUUUUAAAACAAAAUGUAAAUUGACUAAAUAUAGAAGAGCUGAUAAUAUUACAGGUUGUAUCGCCCGCAUUCCAGGAGAAAUUCCAAGUUAUAAGGCACUAGUAAAGUUGCACUGACAUCUUAAAGGACAACUUAAAUCUAUGGUUGGCCAGAUACAUUUGAAUACAAGACAGGCAACAUUCCAAAUUUACAGGUUCAUAUACGUGUAGAUUACAGUCAGGAUCAACAAAGUUUGAUCAGAUAAAAAAAAAAAAAAAGCACGACUGUC
Molecule: messenger RNA, 3267 nt
Organism: Rana temporaria (common frog)
Lineage: Eukaryota; Metazoa; Chordata; Amphibia; Anura; Ranidae
Gene: SYT1
Product: synaptotagmin 1
Exons: 11
Coding region: 1349-2638 (429 amino acids)
Biological process (GO): synaptic vesicle endocytosis; cellular response to calcium ion; regulation of calcium ion-dependent exocytosis
Cellular component (GO): dense core granule; synaptic vesicle membrane; axon
Molecular function (GO): clathrin binding; phosphatidylserine binding; syntaxin binding
Source: RefSeq, a predicted model, not a curated record